CACUCCCCUCCAUUCUGCAACACAACACAAAUCCUCUCUCGCACGAAAACGAUAUCACAAUGGCAGGCGAAAGACUCAGCUCUAUCCUCAAGCACUUGACACCUGGAUCUUCAGGAUUGUCUACAAUUACUGCGAAGCAUGCCGACGAUGUUGUCAUUACUCUUGCGAUUCGAACACCACUUGCCAAGGGUUUCAAGGGAAGCUUUAAGGACACAGAACUGGAUUAUCUUGUCUACUCGUUGCUGAAACAAGUCGUACAAAAGUCCAGGAUUGACCCACAAUUGGUUGAGGAUAUCUGCUGUGGCAAUGUCUCGGAUGGAAAAGCUGCCUACAAGCUUCGAGCUGCCGCUCUUGCAGCUGGCUUCCCAAAUACGACUGCCGCCUCUACUGUAAAUCGAUUUUGUUCCUCGGGUCUCAAGGCUACACAAGAUAUUGCAAACCAAAUUGCUUCAGGAAGCAUUGAAAUUGGUGUCGCUAUGGGUGCAGAGAUGAUGUCGAUUGGUGGUGACCGACUCGAGAAACCGUUCCACCCCGAAAUCCUACAAAACCAAGAAUCCGCUGACUGCAUGCAACCCAUGGGUCAAACAUCAGAAAAUGUUGGCAAGGAUUUCAAUAUUUCGAGAGAGAUGCAAGAUAGAUUUGCUGCGGAAAGUUAUCGACGUGCUGAGGUUGCUCAAAAGGCAGGCUGGUUCGAAGAUGAAAUUGUGCCAAUUACUACCGAGGUUAAAGAUCCAAAAACUGGGGAUCUCAAGAAGGUUACUGUGACCAAGGAUGAGGGUCCAAGAUGGGGAACAACGUUUGAGGGGUUGAGCAAGAUUCGUCCUGCUUUCCCUGACUUUGGUGACAAAUCGACUGGUGGAAACUCUUCUCAAGUUACUGAUGGAGCCGCUGCCGUUCUCUUGAUGAAGCGUUCUCGUGCUAUCGAACUCGGCCAGCCCAUCCUUGCCAAAUAUGUUGGAGCUACCGUUGCUGGUCUUGCUCCCAGAAUCAUGGGUAUUGGUCCAUCUAUUGCCAUCCCAAAGCUUCUCGGCAAAUUCAACAUUACUAUCGAUGAUUGCGAUAUUAUCGAAGUUAACGAGGCUUUUGCUUCUAUGGCGGUUUAUUGUAAGGAUGUCUUGAAGAUUCCACACGAGAAGAUGAACAUUCGAGGUGGUGCUAUUGCUCUUGGUCAUCCUUUGGGAGCAACUGGCGCAAGACAGAUUGUCACUGGUCUCAGCGAAUGCAGGAGACAAAAGAAGAAGAUUUUGUUGACGAGUAUGUGUAUUGGCACUGGACAGGGAAUGGCUGGUUUGUUUGUUAAUGAACAGCUAUGAAUAGCACUAAGUGGCAUGCAUCAAAAUUGAGCUGGCACAGGCAAUGAAUAUGUUAUCAAAAGAACGGGCUCCAAAUUUUCUCUGAACUCUCUGUAUG
Molecule: messenger RNA, 1410 nt
Organism: Mollisia scopiformis
Lineage: Eukaryota; Fungi; Ascomycota; Leotiomycetes; Helotiales; Mollisiaceae
Product: thiolase
Exons: 4
Coding region: 60-1313 (417 amino acids)
Biological process (GO): phenylacetate catabolic process; fatty acid beta-oxidation
Cellular component (GO): peroxisome
Molecular function (GO): acetyl-CoA C-acyltransferase activity
Source: RefSeq, a predicted model, not a curated record